Messenger RNA from Limulus polyphemus (Atlantic horseshoe crab), 3795 nucleotides. RefSeq names its product zinc finger protein 883-like. Lineage: Eukaryota; Metazoa; Arthropoda; Merostomata; Xiphosura; Limulidae. The record is from RefSeq and is a predicted model, not a curated record. The transcript has 7 exons. Bases 710 to 2521 code for a protein of 603 amino acids.
GUUUUUCAAAAUUAGUCAGCUAGUGACACUGAUAGUAAAAAUUUGAAAUCGGUAGUGGAUUUAUGGAAUUUAUUUUUGACGAGGAAUUAAGAAAGUAAAUGUAAUAUCAGUAAUACAUAAAUUUUCUUCCGAGCACGUGUUGAAAGCUUACUCCACAAGUUUUUGUUUAGUAUUGACAAUGACAUACAGAGCCAUUUUGGAUUUAGUAAUUUAAAUCAGUAAUUACUAAUACUAAAAGUACGCCAAAAAUUAGUAUUAGUACUAAUCGCAAAACUUUACUGCGCGCUAAAACUUUAUUUUUUCAGAAGUCUCACUCAAACACAUUCUUAAAAAUCAGGUGUCCAUGCUUAGUAUAAUGUCAGUAUGGUGGCCUCUGGGGAACCUUGGGUUACCAUGUUGUCUAACACGGAGGAAAUCAGCCCAAGAUGGAAAUGUAGCUGGCAAAAGCUCCUGUACUGUGUGGUAAUGGAAUCAUACCCAUAAACGAAAAGUAUGUGAAACCUAUCUGAUACAGCUGGAUCUAAUCAAAAAAAGGAAAUUGAUUUAUUGGAGAUAGUCCUGAGUAAGGUCACUAGGGUGAUACCUGGGAAGAAAGGAUUUUCUUAUGGAAAUAGGAUAAGAUCUCUCAACUUAUUUUCUCCUGAAAAAUCAAAGGCAGGGUGUAAAGUUCCAAUAGACACGUAGAAAAAGGCCAUACAGUAAUGUAACCAUGGAAGUAGUGAAGAUGAAACUUGAACCUUUGUCUGAUGAGGAACAAAAUGCUUUGUUGCAAGUCAAGUUGCUGAUAAGUGAAAAAGAAACUGUUAAAAUUUCACUUAGUAAAGAAGUUGAAUCCUUAAAAGAUGAAUCUUCACCUUCAUUUAUCGAGCUUGGAAUAGGUAAAGGGAAAAGAGAAGAAAAAAAUUAUGAAGUAACUGAAAAUACUGAGCACUCAUUUAUCAAAAUAAAACCUGAGCAUGACUUACAUCAAGAUGAAAUUAUUUCUCAACUAAGUGAGAGGGAAAAUGAUGAUGUAGAUAGUCCAAAGCAUGAUAUUACUUGUGUAAGAAACAAAUUUGAAGAACCUAAAGAAGAAUUGCAGCAAAUUUACUCUGGGUUAGUAUCAGGUCCAAAUAUGUACAUGACCAAUCACAGUGAAAGUCAACUUCCAGCUUAUCAUAUCUUCACACUAGAAUCUCCUAGUAUAGACAUGAAGAAGAGCAAACAUCGAAAACCAACCAUUGAUGAUGUGUUUCACAAAACAUUUUCAAAAGUGAAUAAAACAAAACAACAUGAGAUUCUCCACUAUGGAGAUAAGCCAUACAGUUGUGUUCUUUGUGGCAAAAGAUUUGGAAGAAAAAAUGUUCUAAUGAAACAUUGGAAAAUACAUAAUAGGAAUAGACCAUGUUGUUAUGAUGAUGAAUAUGGCAAGAAAGGUUCACAGAAUUUACAAAUAAAAAAUCCUCAACAUUUCCACAGGACAAAUAAAUUGUAUAUUUGUGAAGUGUGUGGUAAAAAAUUUGGAAGAACAAGUAUUUUAAAAAAACAUCAGAGGAUACAUAGUGGGGAGAAACCAUACAGUUGUGAUGUAUGUGGCAAGAAAUUUUCUCACAAGUCAUAUUUGAAAAUGCAUCAGUAUAUCCACAGUACUACUAAACCAUAUAUUUGUCAAGUGUGUGGCAAAGAAUUUGCAAGGACAGAAUAUCUAAAAAAACAUCAGUUGACUCAUACAGGAGAAAAACUAUACAGUUGUAAUAUUUGUGGCAAAAAAUUUUCACGAAUUUCAUCCCUAAAGAGACAUUAUAUUACCCACAGUGGAGAGGGACUGUACAGCUGUGAUGCCUGUGACAGGGUAUUUUCAUGCAGUACAUCUUUAAAAAGACAUCAGAUUGUUCACAAUGAAGAGAAACCAUACUGUUGUGAUGUAUGUGGGAAGGAAUUUUCACAAAAUUCAAACUUAAAAAGACAUCAAAUUAUCCACAGUGAAGAUAAACCAUAUUGUUGUAGUAUCUGUGAAAGGGAAUUUUCAUGCAGUUCUUCACUCAAAAGACACCAAGUUGUCCACAGUGGAGAUAAACCAUACAUUUGUGAUGUCUGUGGCAAGGAAUUUUCACAGAAGGCAUAUUUGAAAAGACACCAAAAUACUCAUAGUGGUGAUAAACCUUUUAGUUGUGUUGCUUGUGGCAAAGAGUUUGGAAGCAAUAGUGGCCUAAAACAACAUUUGAUGACACAUACUGGGGAGAAACCAUACGAUUGUGUUGUGUGUUGUAAGGAAUUUAGAACAAAUACUCAGCUAAAAAUACACCGGAGGAUACACACUGGAGAGACACCAUAUAACUGUGAGGAGUGUGGCAAAACGUUUUCAACUGAAGGACGACUAAAGGAACAUCAGUGGAUCCACACAGGGGAGAAGCUAUAUAGCUGUAGUAUCUGUGACAGGAAAUUUUCACAGAAAUCAUCUCUGAAAAGACAUAAGAUCAUCCAUAGUAUGGAUAAACUUAAUAGUGGUGUGUUUACAAACAGUAAUGUAAUAAAAAAUUAACUAAAAUAGCAUUUGGAUAAUAACUGUACAGUUACGAUGUAUGAAAAACGUUUUAGGUAGUUCCAACUUCUGCAUUAGGAAUAAACUGUAUAGUUCUGUAAUGUGUGAAAGUUACAUCUACUAUAUCAGCAAUUGUAGACCAUACAGUUGUGGUAUGGAGUUUUCAGGUCGUGUAAGUUCAAAAUUUCAUUAGAUUGUGUAUUGUGAUAAACCAUGCAUUUAUGUAAUUUGUGACAUAGAAUUUAUACAUAAAAUAUAUUUAAAAUAAUACCAGAAGGAAAACCAUAGUUUGUGGCUUUUGUUACAAUAAAUAUGCAAGUAGACCAUAUUUAAAACUUCACUGCUUUAUGCCAGAAAAUCUAAAAAGUGUCAUAUAGUUAUAGCAUCUUUUUUGAAAAAUUUGCAAAGGAAUUAUUUAAAGUUACUUUCUGAACCCCACAAUGAAGAUAAAUCAUACACUUAGUAUCUAUGAAACAUGUUCAGAAUUCAAAUUUUAAACAGUGUUAAAUAAAGUAUAGUAGAAAUAAAUCACAGUUGUGUAUUGUUAUACUGUGUGCCUUUGUCAGGUAAGUGGUAAGAAAUCUUUAAAAGUACAUACUUUACUGACAAUCUGUGAAAAGGAAUUAAAAUGCAUUUCCUCUCUAAAAAUAAAUCAUAUUACCAAAAAAUGAAAAUAAGCCAAUAUGUGCCAAAGAAUUUGGAAUAAUAAUCACAAAGAACAACAAAAGACAAAGACAUGCAAAAACCCAUACAGGUGUAGGUUUAUAGGAAAAUUGUACAAGGAGUAUGUUUUAAAAAUAUAUUAAUCUGAUACAGUACAUUACCUCCACUUACAUAAAUAGCUAUGCUCAUUCAGCGUUACCUUCUAUAUGCACAAAAAUGUUUUAUGCAUGCCACAAGCCUUUUUUCCUCCCCUCCAUUGGAAUUGACUGAUUCCAAUGCAUCUCUCAUGCAAAUCAUCAUGCGACAAUCUACCACCAAUAAGAGUGUGGCACACUCUCAUUAUGCAUGUGACUACCUCAAUUCAAUUCUUCUUAACUAUCACUUCUCAUUUGGCAGUGCUUGUGUUUAGAUGUUUUUGCUUUUUGUGUGCUUUGCAUUCGUAAAUUUAAUAGUUCUAUUUCCGAAGUGGAUUUUUCUAAAGUAAUUUAUGGUUAUAUUGCUGAUGCCUUUUACUUGAACUUCAUUUUCCAGUCUUUAUUCAUUUUUUUUCUUGCAUAUUUGCUUUUGUCUAUCAAACAAUCCUGUUUCAUAAUUUCAAAUGAAUUCUGAGG